CUCGGGCACUCACGAAAAUGGUUCGAAUGCGACUUUCUGGCGGUGCGAUCCUUGUGAUCCUCCUGGUCUGGAGUGGCAACAAUCCCAGCAGUGCAAUUCGCAUAGCUGAACUCAGCGAAAAGCAGUUGGAAUGGAUAUCGAAGUCGAGAGGAGUUAACUUCCAGAAUCGCGUGAUCAACGGCGAGGAUGCGGAAUUGGGCGAGGCCAAGUACCAGAUUUCGCUGCAAGGAAUGUAUGGUGAUCACAUGUGUGGCGGUUGCAUCAUCGACGAACGUCAUGUUCUCACUGCGGCCCAUUGUGUUUAUGGCUAUAAUCCCACUUACCUGCGAGUGGCAACGGGAACGAUUCGUUGGGCCCAACCGGAUGCCCUGUACUUUGUGGAGGAGCAUUGGAUAAACUGCAACUACGAUAGUCCCUCUUACCACAAUGAUAUUGCUUUGAUCCGAUUGAACGAUACGAUCAAGUUCAAUGAGUACACCCAGCCGGCUCAACUGCCCUCUGCUCCGUUGGCCAAUGGAACCCAGUUGCUGCUCACGGGUUGGGGAUCCACGGUGCUCUGGGGCGAUACCCCCGAUGUCCUGCAGAAGGCGUAUCUCACUCACGUGGAUUAUCCCACUUGCCAGGAGAUGAUGAACAACGAUCCUUCGAACGGACCCUGUCACGUCUGCACUUUGACGGACGGCGGACAAGGAACCUGUCACGGAGACUCCGGAGGUCCUUUGACCCAGAAUGGAAUCCUCUACGGUUUGGUUAACUGGGGUUAUCCCUGCGCCAUUGGCGUUCCCGACAGCCAUGCCAAUGUGUACUACUACCGGGAAUGGAUCAGGGGCAUGAUCUCCGGACCCUGCAGCUCCUGCCACUGUUACGCCAGCAAUUAUCCCAGUCUGUGAUAGUUCGCUAUCUGAUUUCCUUACUACGAGUAAGUUAUCAAGUGGUUUACAACAGAGUGUGCAUAGAUAAGGGGAUAAUUUGAAUAAUGUCUCAGGAAAAGGAAGAGUUGGUAAUAUUCAUGUUACUGAUUGAAUGGCAAAAUGAUUUAAACUGUACUGGUUAUUGUUUGAAUAAAAUUGAAUAAUAAGAA
Molecule: messenger RNA, 1081 nt
Organism: Drosophila ficusphila
Lineage: Eukaryota; Metazoa; Arthropoda; Insecta; Diptera; Drosophilidae
Product: chymotrypsin-1
Exons: 1
Coding region: 18-890 (290 amino acids)
Biological process (GO): proteolysis
Molecular function (GO): serine-type endopeptidase activity
Source: RefSeq, a predicted model, not a curated record